Molecule: messenger RNA, 744 nt
Organism: Didymodactylos carnosus
Lineage: Eukaryota; Metazoa; Rotifera; Eurotatoria; Philodinida; Philodinidae
Source: the annotation of a GenBank genome assembly
AUGUUACAAAGUUGCAAUCAACAAUCGAACUUUUGGGGCUUUCCCGGUAGUCCAUUACCAUUUUUUGCAAACGUAUCCGAAUUAAAAAGUCCAUUAGGACAAUGUAUCAGUCAUCAUCAACCAUCCUCAUCUUCAUCAUCAACAAACUUUUUAAGCAAUAAUGGUACGAAUAAUGUUAGUAAUCAUAAAAUGUAUGAUUCUAAUUUAUCUACAGCACUUCCUCUCGGUACAUCAUCGAACGGAGCUUGUAGUUCCGGUUCAAAUACAUCAAUUACACCUCCAAAUUCUAUGCCCGAUUUUUCACGUGCAACAACAUUAAAUUUAACACAAUUUAACUAUCUUAAUCAUCCAACAUUUAUUUCACAAUCCACAACACCAACAAAAGAUGACAGAAUGAAUACAACUUGGCCACCGUUAAUGCCAACAAAUUGGCAAACGAAAGCAUCAUCACUGGAACAAACCACAUUAGAAAAAGAUCUUAAACGAAAGAGUAGUCGACCAACAUUUACGGGUCAUCAAAUAUUUGCAUUAGAAAAAAUGUUUGAACAAACAAAAUAUUUAGCCGGACCCGAACGUGCACGAUUAGCAUAUUCUUUAGGAAUGUCUGAAAGUCAAGUGAAAGUUUGGUUUCAAAAUCGUCGUACUAAAUGGAGAAAAAAACAUGCAGCAGAAAUCGCCGGUUCAAAACGUAAACAAGAUGGAGAAACAGCUAUAAAUCCAGAUUCUGAUUCAAAUUCGAACUGA